UGGAGCUAGCGUGGUAGCUAGAAGGGGAACUGCGGAAGGUUGUGAGAUAAGAAACACAUUUCUUACCAAAGACAGUACUAUUUCCUUUAUUUCAUGCGUUUUACGUUAAACGGAUUCAAAUGGCUUUCAAGACUUACAUAUAUUCUUUUCAUUUAUCCUAAAAAUACAACGUAAGACACGCAUUGCUGUCAACCUUGACAUGCUAACGUUACAUACAGUUGCAUAAGUAGCCUUAGUUCCUUGGUAGAAAUUCACUGUAUUGUCAACCACCUAACAGCCACGAAGAUGGCUUCUCUCAGAGCAUUGUCGUCCACCAGGGUUGGCACUUUCUUCUACAGGAAAGCACCAAGCUCGACCCAAGUUUUAGCAUCAUGCAGUAUUUGGUGCAGAAGAAAUCUGUAUGGGUCACUCAGAAGACAUAACAGCAUGUCUGCAUGGGUUAUUGACCAAUACGGUACGAAUGAGGUCCUAAGGGUUAGCGAUGAAAUCAUGAUGCCCACCAUAAACCUAGCCAGCGAAGUGCUGAUAAAAGUUGAAGCUGCCAGCCUCAACCCCCUUGACAUCUCGAUGAGGGGUGGUUAUGGAGCUACACUGUUGAAGUUGAGACGUGACCCCAUGUCUGUGAUGCAGAAUGACACUGAGUUCCCGCUGAUCCUGGGCCGUGAUGUUUCUGGUGUAGUGGUGGAAUGCGGCUCCCAGGUCACACAUUUUGCUCCAGGUGAUGAGGUGUGGGCAGCAGUUCCUCCCUGGAAGCAGGGCAGUCUGGCCGAGUACCUGACCCUCACCGAGUACGAGGUCUCCCACAAACCAAAAUCGCUGAGUCACACAGAAGCCGCCUCCGUCCCUUAUGUCGCCACAACAGCUCUGUCUGCCCUGGUCAAUGCCGCCGGCCUGUGCAGUGACAACUGCUCUGAUAAAAGGGUUCUGAUCACUGGAGGUUCUGGGGGCGUUGGGACCUUCUCCAUCCAGCUCCUCAAGGCUUGGGGGGCCCAUGUGACGGUGACCUGUGCUGGGAACGCAGAGGGGCUGGUGCGAGGCCUGGGAGCGGACGAGGUGGUGGACUACACCGCUGGGGACGUGGCUGCUCAGCUGGAGGCCACAGAGAGGUACGACGUGGUCCUUGACAACGUGGGGGGCGUGGACACGGAGCGGUGGGCCCUGGGCCUGCUGAGGCCCUGGUCGGGGGCCAAGUACGUCACGCUGGUCAGCCCCCUCCUGCACAGCACCGACGCGGCGGGCCUGGUGGAGGGCCUGGGGCGCUCCGGCUGCAGCCUGCACAGCAAGGCCCUGCAGAACCUGCUGUCCCGCGGCGUCUUCUACCGCUGGGGCUUCUACGCGCCAGACGGCCCCGCCCUGGAUGAGGUCAGCGCGCUGGUGGACGCCGGGAAGCUGCUGCCGGUGGUCCAGGCGUGCUUCCCCUUCAGCCAGGUGCCGCAGGCCUUCCAGAGGGUGGAGCAGGGCCACGCCCGUGGCAAGACGGUCAUCAGCGUGGGGGGCCAGCGGGACCCCCUGUCUGAGCAGGAGGAGGGCUGCCCCGCGGAGGACGGGGGCCGCCAUGCCCGCGCUCAGACGGCCCACUCAUAGCGGGCAGAGGAGGGCCCGUGUUGCUCUGGAGACGUGAGGCCACGCCGAGCAGGCAGGAUAACAUGUACUUUAUCAACUCCCACAGGGGUUUAAGGCAAGAGAUUAUAUUUAUUAUUUUUUUCCACUAGAAGGGGAGAAAUAAGGCUGUCUUUGGCAACAGGGAAUUGUCUAGCCAGGAUAAGCGGUGUGUGUGUGUGUGUGUGUGUGUGUGUGUGUGUGUGUGUGUGUGUGUGUGUGUGUGUGUGUGUGUGUGUGUGUGUGUGUGUGUGUGUGUGUGUGUGUGUGUGUGUGUGUGUGUUUCAAUCUCAGCUUUUUAGCAGAGAUAGUCUAGAGAGGUUGAGCUGAUACAAGCACUGCAUGAGUGAAUGGGGAAAGCUUCUUCUGCAGUCCCUCUGAUUUCCCAAUGUGGUAAACCUGAAAGGCUUCUGCUGUACACUGGGGUUUGGAAAGCAAAGGGGUUUUCAUUCAUCCACACGACCAGCUGUUUGUUCUGUAAUAAAUAAAGUGACCGUUUUCAAGAAAAGGCAGGUUUUUUUUAUUGCUUCAGGGAUGUAAGGCACACUGAUGAAGUUAAAUACUGUAUGUAUUGAAAAAAGGUCCAAAGAAAAUUAUAUUGUUUAUCAAAGAAUCCAAACCGACUAUUCAUGAAAAAUAUAGAACCAUAAAACUGAGAUACUCAAUGAUAAAAGCAGACCUACUGAAAAUAUAUCUCAAGUACUGAUGCAAGAAGAGUCCAUAGUCUCAUUCCUUGGUCUUGCUUCAUUGCGUGCUUCGUAGUUGUAACCACAUUUCCCAUAAUCCCCGCUUGCUUCAUAGUCCAGCAGCUAAAGGCAGUCGUACUCCUGGUGUGUCCCCUGGUCUCAGAACUGACGGGGGCCCUCCUGCUUCUGCGCCCCACAGCACGGGGGGCGGAGCUCCACACAGGACAUCCGGGGUCAAUCCUGUAGCUCAAAAGUCUUUCAUACAAUCUCCACAUCCCACUGUUGGGUCGGCUUAUUCGGGUCGAAGGUGCUGAGAAUCACUUGGUUUUUGUCGUAGUUAUGCCCCCCUGUAAAACACAUAAAAAGAUAAUUAAAUGAGCACACAUGCAUUCAUAUCCAUUUUUUUGUUCAUUACAAAGCUACUUGUUUUUAUGUGAAACUGGGGUGUGCUCAUUUAGACACGGCAGUCAGAAGACAGGUUGAAAUGCUAUUAGUGGCUUUAACACAUAUUCCCUUGCAAGUUACAAUGGUGAAAAGGGUUGAUAAUGUCCCAUAAUUGAGUCUGUAGAUGUAUCAUUACAAACAUGGUAUUGAAUAUCAUUCACAACAAACAUUCGAUUUAGUUACAACUUUUUCUCCCAUGACAUUGUAUGUGUAUUCUUCUUCUCCAAGUCAGGAUGACCACCAGGGGUCACUAAUUGACAGGGAUGUGAAGUGUAACUCAGACCCUUCGGUGGCGUAUCCUUCGUUGGUCAACCUAUACCACAAUCCCGUGUCUCCGCAGAAGGGCUCUAACAAAGAGUUAAAAUCAAUGGCGAGUGACAGCCACGAGUCUGGGUCAAAGAAAAUAAUGACAUUCUUUUCAAUCUCAGAUUUAUUUCCUACAGAUUAAUCUAUUUAGAUGUACUUUGGUGACAGCAUGAAGUAGUGACGCAUGGCUGCCUUUGAUGUACGCACGCUGUAUGUCGUAUGCAGGCACUUUAUGUAAGCACUCAAUGUUUUUCGUAUGUCCUUGCACCCAGUACUAAAAAUAGUACUAGGCAUUGUGUAUCAUCUUAUCCUAGCUAGCUUUGUUGUAUACGGGGAAUGGGUUUACCUAGCGAUUGUGAGUGCUUGCCACUCGAUUCUAUAAACAUCCUUACUGUACCGACAGAGACAUAUUGUGGUUUCUCUUUCUUCUGACAAAUUUCUUCUGACAUAUUUUAAGUCGCUCUGAAUAAAAGAGUCUGCUCACAGGUGACCUCAUACAAAACACUGCCUCUGAAAGAUACCGCCUCACCAGAGAGCAAGGCAGCAGGCCGCUGGCUCCCCUUUGUCGCAGGACAAAGGCGAGCUCAAUGUCACUCAGAGCACUAAUUAUGGGUCUGCUACAAAGAACAAAGUUAAUCCUCAAAUAUGCAUCCUUCAUAACUUCUUAAUGAGACCAUACUGUCAAAGAGGUUCAUGCAAAUGUAUUGUAUGGAAAUAAUCUCCUUCACCAGACAAACAAAUAUAACUACAAAAACAAUAGGGAUCCAACAUGUUGGCUUGGACCCCUAAAUAUAUUGUUCUUGUAUUAGGAGAAACUAAAUCCCAUUCCUUCCAUAGCGCCUCCCGUAAACCCCUUAGAGGCCUUUGGAGGACCCACAUUGUGUGCUACUUUCAUUUCCCAGGGCCCCGGUAAUUCACUUUAUUAUUUUAGUUUAUUUGCGUGUCUCAAAUCACCAGCGAUGGGCAAACGUGUGUUACCUUCAUCAAGGUGUGUUACAUCGGGGCUUAGAUCCCAUGACCCCUCGACCCCCCCAAGCCCAGCUCAUUGUGAUUAGUGCGACCGCUGUGUACCGUCUACUAGUAAAGGUGGUCCUCAGUACAGCUCGUGUGUGCUGUAGACACACGAGUCAGAAGACGGGUUGAAACGCUCUAGUGGCAUAUCGAGUGGCAAAUAAUUCCUUAUCAGGUUAC
This is a messenger RNA of Gadus chalcogrammus (walleye pollock), 4226 nucleotides long. RefSeq names its product reticulon-4-interacting protein 1 homolog, mitochondrial-like. Gene Ontology annotation, cellular component: mitochondrion. Bases 286 to 1584 code for a protein of 432 amino acids. The transcript is spliced from 9 exons. Gene Ontology annotation, molecular function: oxidoreductase activity; zinc ion binding. The record is from RefSeq and is a predicted model, not a curated record. NCBI's taxonomy places the organism in Eukaryota, Metazoa, Chordata, Actinopteri, Gadiformes, Gadidae.